AUAGGGUAGGAAUCUGCACUAUCAAAAUAAAAAUGAAUUGAAUUGAAUUAACAUUGAAAAUAGAAUAAUGAAGGGUUUCCUAUGUCAUACCAAUGGGGUGAAGUUUACAUUUGUGAUGCCGACUUUACCGAAGAAAUGACUGGAGAAAAAUCAUUUUACCAAUCAGCAUUGGCCACUCUGAGUUUUACCAAUUCGUGAUGUCCUCCCCACCCCCUGAUAAAGGCUGUUCCUCCAAAGUGGCCUGUUAAUGAAUUACUUUCACUCAUGAUUUUCCUGAUGAUCAUAACACCAAAAUGCCUGCUAGGAUAAGGGUUUGUUAUUUAGAAUUAGAGAUUGCUGUUGGUUCCAGAAAAAAACUGGCAAGUGAAAGAAUCCAUCUAGAUAUCUUUGUCAGGACUUGGUGGAUGUUGUUUUUCAAAGAGACUAGUCACUUCACUGAAGACCCUUACUUCCUGACAUAUCUUGCAUUCUACUCAUUUAGCAGAAAGGUGUGACUUGUGGCUUUGCUGUUCCUUUGCAGUUCACAAGAACACUCACUACUAUACUUAUUCAGCCAAGUCAAUCAAACAAUGUCUAUGAAUACUGGACAUUAGAGGGCAGAAAUGUAAUUCUCAGGCUGAUUUAUAGCAUCUGAAAACAAAGAUUUGUUUUUGCUGGGUUAGUGUUGUGUAUUUGUUCAGUUUGUUCUGAUGUCCAGUUAUGUGUAUAAGACAGUGAACUAAUGCAACUUUACAGCAUGAAGAUCUGAGCAUUUUUGCUUUGAGUGAGAGAUUCAACAUAUCAGGCUGCACCUACAUAUUUCUGGCUAUCGUUAAUCUUUUAACUUCUGUUAAAGUGUGGCAUCAUCAUAGUCACUCCUCCUAACCUGAUGUUUUAUCUAGAAAGGACGCAGUGAAUGAAGUUGGGGUAUAGGUACUACAAAAAAAGCCAUUCUGAAUGAGACAGUUUAACUCUGCAUAAAACACGGUGCAUUUUUUUCUCUUCAUUUUUGUAAUCUAAACAGCAGCCACAGAGAUACAGUAAAUGCAGUAAAAAAGUGUUUUACAACAGGUUGAAUCACAACAAAAAAAAUAUUAAACAUACAGCUGCAUUAAAAGCAACUUAAAAAUGUUUGUAUGCUAUGAAUAUGUAAUGCCUGCUGAUGCAGCACAAAACAAUGGUAACAGUUCAGCUCUUAAGACAGCUUGUGGUGGCCAGAGGGACACGACUGUGUAAGCGAGCAGAGAUGCAUAUCCUCCACCCACACAUCCAGCAGACACACUCUCACAACGUAGACAGCGCUGUGCAAACACGUGAGGAAACUUGAAUACUGUCGCUGAGUCCUCAUUUGUUUAGUUGUGCCAUCGUCCUCGUGUUCAUCUAAAGUGUCUCUGUUAAAGAAUGCCUCGUCUUACUGGAACUGCAGUGCUGCUUCUGCUGAUUUUCUUUCUAACAUCUGCUGAGGACAUACCUGUCGUGGAGGUUCUUUACCCACAGCAGAUCUUAACUCCUGCAAGGGGCUCCUCGGUCAAAUUAUCCUGUGAGACAAAUUAUGACUACAAGAAGUGUGGUCUGCUGCAUGUUGUGUGGCAUAACACAUCAUCACAGAACGAUGACAAAAUAACUGAGCUGACUGACCCCAAGAAGUACCUCACUGCAGUGAACGAGACGGUCAAUGAAGGCAACAGAAGACGCAGGCAGGUGGUGACAGAGAUUCUCAAUCUGAGGCCAAAAGAUAACGGUCGAUAUCAGUGCCAGGCCAAAUGUAGCAAUGGAGAGGAAGCAAGAGGACAUUUCAUCACGAUCACUGUCAGAGGAGGUAGACACUUUGACUGAGUUGGCUCCACUCACACGGGAUGAAAGAAGUUGGGCACAUCGGUCUAUAUGUUCCAAAAACUUUUUAAGACAAACCUCACAUUUGCUCUGUAUUAAGUGAAUUGAGAAAACAAAGAUUGUGUUACAAUUUUAUUGUCUUCGGAUGUUUCAUUAUGUGGUGUAACUGCUUUAGUGGCACAGCAAAUUAAAAGUUUACAAUAUGA
Messenger RNA from Acanthochromis polyacanthus (spiny chromis), 2018 nucleotides. RefSeq lists its product as uncharacterized. The record is from RefSeq and is a predicted model, not a curated record. The coding region runs from base 1381 to 1815 and encodes 144 amino acids. Lineage: Eukaryota; Metazoa; Chordata; Actinopteri; Pomacentridae. The transcript is spliced from 3 exons.